CAAUGAACGGUCAGAUACGCCACCACGCCUUGUAUUCGUCGUAGUAAAUAAGUUACGCCUGGCGCUGAUUCAGGAUCAGCCCGAGUCUUUGGAUAACAUUAUUAGUGGAAGGCUGUGCGAUAGGUGAAGUGAUCCUGGGUCGAUCUGAAGCCCAGAAGCUCCGACUGGUUAAAGACCUUUCCGAUUGGGUCCGAGGCGCCAGGGCAAGGGCCAAUCACACAGGGCGCUUAGACGGCGCAUCAUUUGAACACGUCGAGUUCGCUGAACUUCCGCAUGCUGCGAUGCUAGCAAUGUAGCUUGCUGGCACAACAUUAAGUCACCCCUUUGGUCUCCUGGUGUAAUUUUUGGUUCUUCCCCAGUCUGGCAACCCUGCUCUCCUUGUGCCCCCCUUGUCCGUCUCUAAAGACAACGUCGCGCCCGGCACAUCGGGAGAAUGCGCCGUUCCAGCGGCAGACGAAAGGCCGGGACACCUCGGCGGCGCUCCCCACCCCCGCCUUCGCCAGCGAGAGCGGGCAGACCCGCCCCACCACCGUCAGCGGGCUCCCCAGAGAGGAGGAGGAGGAGGUUUCGGCCCGGCACUCGAGCCCUAAUGGAGAUCCGGAAAUACCAGAAGUCCACCGAGCUCCUGCUGCGGAAAGCGCCCUUCUCCAGAGUGGUUCGGGAGGUGUGCCAGACCUUCAGCAAGCUGCACCUGAGGUGGCAGGCCAUGGCCCUGCUGGCUUUGCAGGAGGUACGCUAACCCCGCACUGCUGUGUGCCUGCAGGGACACCGCGCCAUUUCAGCACUGACCGUGUCACUUUCCUUUCCUCUUUCACUUUCUUUCCCUCUGGCCCUGAACGUGUCACUUCCUUUUCCUCCUCUGUCCCUGAACGUGUCACUUCCUUUUUCUUCUGGCCCUGAAUGUGUCACUUUUUCUUCUGGCCCCGAACGUGUACUUCCUUUUCCUCCUCUGUCCCUGAACGUGUCACUUCCUUUUCCUGUGGCCCUGGGCAUGCCACUUCCUUUUCUUCUGGCGCUGAACGUGUCACUUCCUUUUACUCCAGCCCUGAACUGUCA
Molecule: messenger RNA, 1056 nt
Organism: Anguilla rostrata (American eel)
Lineage: Eukaryota; Metazoa; Chordata; Actinopteri; Anguilliformes; Anguillidae
Product: histone H3-like centromeric protein A
Exons: 4
Coding region: 434-739 (101 amino acids)
Cellular component (GO): nucleosome
Molecular function (GO): structural constituent of chromatin; protein heterodimerization activity; DNA binding
Source: RefSeq, a predicted model, not a curated record